GGCAGGUGGCUGCCUCACCUGGGGACAUUGCACUCCUCCUGGGGAGGGUCUGAAGGCAGUAUAAAGCUGCCUGCUGGAGGCUGCUCCUCACACAGCUCCUGCCAGCAAGAUGAAGUUCCUUCUGAUCCUCCUCUUCUUCACCGCCUUCUCAUGGGCCCAGGCGCAAGAGUGCGACUGUGGUGCCUUCGUCAACGGCCGUUUUGGAGAGCUGGAGGUAUAUCCCUUCGACCCCAUACAAGUGCAGAGCUGUGAGGAUGUGGAGAGCUGCAGCUCAACCUGUGAUGAGGAGUGGGCCACAAUAACAAAUAACGGAGACUUGGACACGGUGCUUGAGAACGGCGAGACCCUCGGCCAGGCUUUGUGUGAUACCUUGGCCAUUGAAGGUCAAGAAGACGUUCCUCCUCACGAAGUGUUCCUGUACUACAGGAUCUGCGAUGGUCCUUGGCAGUACGAUGAAGAACAGAGCACAGCACAAGUCUGUUGUACCGCUGGUACCUACCACUCUUGUGAUGUUCCACCAUAAUCUCCUCGUCCCCGUCUUAAGUCAGCCUAACAGCUAAAGAGUCGACCGGAGACAACGCACUGAACAUCAGCUUGUAGAUAAUGUGUUUGUGACAUUUCUCAAAAAUCCACAACCAAUUGUUGUAUGACUUUCUACUGCAAAAGUGUUGUUAAACCACUUGCGUGUAAUGCAACAUUUUAAUGAAUUAAGUCAGUAGCAUCAGUAGCUAUGGAUAUCAACAUCAUACUAAAAACAAAUAAUUAUUAAAGAUUACAAAGUA
Molecule: messenger RNA, 782 nt
Organism: Procambarus clarkii (red swamp crayfish)
Lineage: Eukaryota; Metazoa; Arthropoda; Malacostraca; Decapoda; Cambaridae
Source: RefSeq, a predicted model, not a curated record